Pterocles gutturalis (yellow-throated sandgrouse) is the source of this 622-nucleotide messenger RNA. RefSeq names its product RAB17, member RAS oncogene family (gene RAB17). The transcript is spliced from 5 exons. Lineage: Eukaryota; Metazoa; Chordata; Aves; Pterocliformes; Pteroclidae. The record is from RefSeq and is a predicted model, not a curated record. Gene Ontology annotation, molecular function: GTPase activity; GTP binding. The annotation marks the transcript as partial.
GGAGCGCACAGUGCAGAAAGCGAUGCUAGGCACCUUCCGGGAGGGGAUUCGACCUACUUACGUCUACAAGGUGGUUCUGCUGGGGAGCACAUCAGUGGGCAAGUCCAGCCUGGCCUACCGAUACGUGAAGAAUGACUUCAAGGAGUCGCUGCCAACCGUGGGAUGCUCCUUCUUCACACAGACGCUCAACCUGGAGGUAGCCACCAUCAAGUUUGAGAUCUGGGACACUGCAGGCCAAGAGAAGUACCACAGUGUCUGCCACCUCUACUACCGGGGUGCCCACGCUGCUCUCCUCGUGUACGACAUCGCCAGCAGGGAAACAUUCAACAGAGCAAAGCUGUGGCUGAGGGACCUGGAGAAGGAAUUCCUUCCCGAUGAAAUCGUCAUUGCUUUGGUGGGCAACAAGACAGACCUUGCUGCUGAGCGAGAAGUCGCCACCGAGGAGGGGGAAGAGUUUGCCAGGACCGAAGGCCUCCUGUUCAUGGAGACAUCUGCAAAAUCCAACCACCAAGUACAUGACAUCUUUAUGGCUGUAGCCCAAGAGCUCCUGCAGCGGGAACAAGAGAAGGCAUCUGCCCCAUCCCCGCACCAGAGGUCAACAGUGGCCCUGGGGAAGGGCAGG